Messenger RNA from Folsomia candida, 737 nucleotides. RefSeq lists its product as uncharacterized. Lineage: Eukaryota; Metazoa; Arthropoda; Collembola; Entomobryomorpha; Isotomidae. The record is from RefSeq and is a predicted model, not a curated record. The coding region runs from base 120 to 662 and encodes 180 amino acids. The transcript has 6 exons.
UGUACCUGCUUAAAAGCUAAAAAUUAACUGCAUUAUGUCCAUAUUUCUCAGCCCACUAGCACUUUAAAGAAUUCCGCAAAAUUUCGCAUUUUUUAACACAAACCCAGCCCAUUUCAAUCAUGUUGUCUGCAACGGUUAUAUUUUUGGUUGCUCUAUUUUCACGCGCUCGUUGUGAAUCGAAUGUUUACCAGUAUCAAAAUUCAGCCCAGCAUUCAUCAGAACAUCAUUCCGAGCACCAUUCCGAACAUCAUUCUGAAUUUCAUAAUCAGAACAGUUUUCAGCAAACAAAUUCUGGACCGAUGGGAAAUAAUCUGGCCGGAUUUCAACCUCCAUUUCAACCUGGGCCAGUCAGCAUGAUAAAUCCGGGAAUGUUUCCAACCCAGCAGAACCAAAUGAGUGGUCAAUUUCAGCAGCAAAAUUUCCAACAACAGCAGCCAAUUCUAAAUCAACCUGUGCAAAUCCAGCCAAGUUUAGCUCCCCCUCAAUCAACGGGUGGUUCGAAUGCUCAAGGUAGUAAUGAUCAAGCAACAACUUUAAAGUUGGGUGGAGCAUCUCCAGACGCCCUAGGGAAAUUAACAGAUGCCUUAAAAUCUGCUGGAGUUGGAAGCGUGCAAAUAGUGAAUCAAAACCAAAACGUGCCACAAAAUAGUGUGGUUGGAUAGCGAAUUGAGAUAUGUAAACACCAGCAUGAACAAGGAUAAUUUCAUCAUACACCACGAUUAAAUAUUAUUAUUAUU